UCACAUUAAAUUGCUGCGCCGCUGUCCGAGAUACCGAUGGUGUUGACCGUUUUUCAACACCGCAACUCCGUCGCUUGUAGCUCCGACGGUCAUCGUCCUGGUCACCCAGAAAUUGGUGAGAUUUAGAAAGAUCUUCGCUGUGAUAGCCAAUUAGAAGAGAAGGACUUCCCCAAUCUCACCAUCAUGGGUAUCCUCGAUAAGAUCUCCGACAUCGAGAAAGAAAUUGCCAAAACACAGAAAAAUAAAGCAACGGAGUAUCAUCUCGGGUUGCUGAAAGCAAAACUCGCCAAGUACCGCUCGCAGCUGCUGGAACCGUCGAAAAAGGGUGAGAAAGGCGAAGGGUUCGAUGUGCUCAAGUCGGGUGAUGCGCGUAUUGCGCUGAUCGGUUUCCCGUCUGUCGGCAAAUCGACGCUGCUGUCGACGCUGACCAAAACCGAAAGCGAAGCGGCCAACUACGAGUUCACCACGCUAACGUGCAUCCCGGGCGUAAUCGACUACAAGGGCGCCAACAUACAGCUGCUCGAUCUGCCCGGUAUCAUCGAGGGGGCGGCGCAAGGUAAAGGCCGUGGCCGACAGGUGAUAGCGGUGGCACGCACCGCCGACCUGGUGCUGAUGAUGCUGGACGCAACGAAACCGAACGUGCACCGCGAUCUCCUCGAGUACGAGCUCGAGUCGGUCGGGCUGCGGCUAAACAAACGGAAGCCGAACAUCUACUUCAAGAUCAAGAAGGGUGGCGGCCUUAGCUUCAAUGCCACCUGCACGCUGACGCGAUGCAACGAAAAAAUGGUCCAAACGAUACUGCACUCAUUCAAAAUCUUCAACGCGGAGGUGCUGUUCCGGGAGGACUGCACCGAGGACGAGUUCAUCGACGUGGUGACCGGUAACCGAAUCUACGUGCCGUGUAUCUACGUGUACAACAAGAUCGAUCAGAUCUCGAUCGAGGAAGUGGAUCGGCUGGCCCGCCAACCCUUCUCGGUCGUCGUUAGCUGCAACAUGCACCUUAAUCUGGACUAUUUGCUCGAGGUACUGUGGGAACACCUGCAGUUGAUCCGCGUCUACACCAAGAAACCGGGAGCGCCGCCCGACUUUGACGACGGUCUCAUUCUGCGCAAGGGCGUAACGGUGGAGCACGUGUGCCAUGCCAUUCAUCGCACACUGGCCGCCCAGUUCAAGUAUGCGCUUGUAUGGGGUACCUCAACCAAGUACUCGCCGCAGCGGGUUGGCAUCUCGCAUGUCAUGAGUGACGAGGAUGUCAUUCAGGUUGUUAAAAAGUAGGGCGUGCCGAUUGGUUUUGUUCAUUUCUGGCGUUUUCGACGGUUUGGUUUUUCUUCGCGACUCGGUCGGAACACAGAUUCGAUUACAAUAUAAGCGCGAACGUGUAACGCAA
Anopheles bellator is the source of this 1387-nucleotide messenger RNA. RefSeq names its product developmentally-regulated GTP-binding protein 2. The transcript is spliced from 3 exons. Lineage: Eukaryota; Metazoa; Arthropoda; Insecta; Diptera; Culicidae. Gene Ontology annotation, molecular function: GTPase activity; GTP binding. The coding region runs from base 184 to 1275 and encodes 363 amino acids. The record is from RefSeq and is a predicted model, not a curated record. Gene Ontology annotation, biological process: cytoplasmic translation. Gene Ontology annotation, cellular component: cytoplasm.